Acytostelium subglobosum LB1 is the source of this 1731-nucleotide messenger RNA. RefSeq lists its product as hypothetical. Lineage: Eukaryota; Evosea; Eumycetozoa; Acytosteliales; Acytosteliaceae. The record is from RefSeq and is a predicted model, not a curated record. The transcript has a single exon. Bases 1 to 1731 code for a protein of 576 amino acids.
AUGUUUGAUCCUCACGAGUUCGAUGGCGCACCAAUCCCAGAGCCUGACACAUUUAAAUCGUUCUACAUCUACGUACAUCAAGCAAAGGGCAAGGCAGGCGGCUGCGACGGUAAAUGGAAUAACUGCCUCUAUUACUGCCUCCACGACGCCUACCCAGAGCAGGUCACAGAACACUUCGGCAAACCAUCACGCCUCAAGAAGUUCCUCGACCUCAAUGUCGAUCAGAAGGUCUCGAUCAAGCGGAUCCCAGAACUCGAGGACAGACUCAACAUCAGAAUCAACGUUAAAGGUGAUCAUUGCUAUGCCUCUGCCUCGAGAGCAACCAGAGAGGUCAACCUAAUACUAACCAAUGGUCAUUACAAACGAGACAAGGAAGGCACCUAUGUCGGCAAGGGCAUCAGAUACACGCGAUAUAACGAGAAGGACGUCUACAUCAAGCCAAUCGUAUUCAAGUAUCUCAAAGGCGAGCAGGUGCAGCUCUAUGAUGACAGCGAGUACAGCACCAUCACAUUGCAACAGUUUAUCGACAAGAAAAGGCGCAAGUACCAAGACAAGUGCGAGUACAUCCGUAUCCUCUCGGGCAUGACCCUGGAGGAGACAUUGGACUCGUUCAAGGCCGACGCCGACGCUCUCAAGGAACACACUAACGGAGUCAUCGACAUGUACACUACAGGGCAGAACAUCAACAAGGCUGCGAUCAAGCUGUUCCUCUCGUACAACAAGACUGUCAAACCAGAGCCCAUCGGUCAGAUGGAGGGCGAGUGGAUAAAGAAGUCAGCCUAUGGACCAUUGAUGAUGGCCAUUCAACAUAUAGGAGCUCUCUACAAGUAUGACGUCGCUGGGAUGUAUGCAUCCAUCUUGAGGAGCAGCGGCUUCAUGAUACCAAUCAAGUGUGGCGACUUCCAGCAUCUGACCGACGAGGAGCUCAGCGCAAUGAAGACCAUCCCAUUUGGUAUCUACCGUGCCAUCAUCAAUGGCACUCAUGGUGCCUUCAAGAUCAACAAGAACAACUACUACACUCACUACGACCUCAUCUUUGCCAAGGAGCUAGGACUGACAUUCAACCUGAAGACCGGCAAGAAGGCCAAUGCGCUCAUCUACGACAGCAGCUGCAGGAAGUUUGGCUCCGACCUGUUUGGCAAGUACAUCGAUCAGGUUCUCGGCUGGAUAGAUGCGUGUGAGCCCAAAUCUAGAUUAGAAGAGCUCUGCAAGUGUCUCUACCAACGUCUAUGGGGCGCUCUCUCCAAGCGCAACAAGACCAAGCAUUACACAAACAUGGAGUGCGAUGCAGAGGUGAUAGAAACCAGCGAUGGACAGAGAACGAUCAAGCACGUCGAAAUCAACGUCGACGAGGACUACUCAAUCGAUCGCAUUACUCCAACAGCCAAUGGUAGCGCGAUGAUCAAAUCAGCUUGCCACACCGACAUGUUCGACACGCCAUUCGCUCGCAUCAUGCCAUUCAUCAUCUCCCGUGGUCGCAAGAUGAUCGGAACGAUAAUAAAGGACGACAUUGACUGCAUCAAGCGCGUGCACACCGAUGGAUUCGUCUCGACCAAACCAUGGACACAGAAGACAGGCAAGAAAUCAAUCGAUUACCCCAAGUUGGGCAAGGUGUGUGGCGACCUGCGAUAUGAGGGAUACUGUCCCAACGCCAGAGUCAAGAACAUGACCAAGCCAGUUGGAUCGUUCGCCAUUGGGAUAUGGCAAGGCGAAGGAGAGUUUAAAAUAUAG